GGCUGGGGCACUGCCGGGCACCUCUCCCCUGGACUGUGAACUGCUGGCUGUCUGCUCGCUCCUCUGAAAAUGCAGCGGCUGCUGACUCCCGCCAAGCGGGUCUUGCAACUGAAGAGGGUGCUCCAGGGAGCACCUGCUAUGCUCACCCGCCUUCUCCCCGCCGCCCACCACAGGUUUUCUACAGUCCCUGCUGUCCCCUUGGCCAAAACGGGUUCUUGGCCGAAGGACGUGGGCAUCCUGGCCCUGGAGGUGUACUUCCCAGCCCAGUACGUGGACCAAACAGACCUGGAGAAGUACAACAAUGUGGAAGCAGGGCGGUACACUGUGGGCCUGGGCCAAACCCGCAUGGGCUUCUGCUCCGUCAAGGAGGACAUCAACUCCCUGUGCCUGACGGUGGUGCAGCAGCUGAUGGAGCGCACGAAGCUCCCGUGGGACGCGGUCGGCCGGCUGGAAGUGGGCACCGAGACCAUCAUCGACAAGUCCAAGGCUGUCAAAACAGUGCUCAUGGAGCUCUUCCAGGACUCGGGCAACACGGACAUCGAGGGCAUCGACACCACCAAUGCCUGCUACGGGGGCACUGCCUCCCUCUUCAAUGCGGCCAACUGGAUGGAGUCCAGCUCCUGGGAUGGUCGCUAUGCAAUGGUGGUCUGUGGAGACAUCGCAGUGUAUCCCAGCGGCAACGCUCGCCCCACAGGAGGCGCCGGAGCCGUGGCGAUGCUGAUUGGGCCAGAGGCCCCGCUGGUCCUUGAGAGAGGGCUGCGGGGAACCCACAUGGAGAACGUAUACGAUUUCUACAAACCAGAUGGGGCUUCGGAAUACCCAAUGGUGGACGGGAAGCUCUCCAUCCAGUGCUACAUCCGGGCCUUGGACCGGUGCUACACAGUCUACCGCCAGAAAAUCCAGAACCAGUGGAAACAAGCUGGCAUCGACCGCACCUUCACUCUCGAUGACUUACAGUUCAUGAUCUUCCACUCACCCUUCUGCAAGCUGGUCCAGAAAUCGCUGGCUCGCCUGAUGUACAAUGACUUCCUGUCGGCUAGCAGCGACACUCAGAGCGGCCGCUACAAGGGGCUGGAGGCCUUCAGGGGGCUAAAGCUGGAAGACACCUACACCAACAAGGACAUGGACAAAGCUCUCCUGAAGGCCUCUCUGGACAUGUUCAACAAGAAAACCAAGGCCUCUCUUUACCUCUCCACGCACAAUGGGAACACGUACACCUCCUCCCUGUAUGGGUGCCUGGCCUCACUUCUGUCCCAUCACUCUGCCCAAGAGUUGGCCGGCUCCCGGAUCGGCGCCUUCUCCUACGGCUCAGGCUUGGCAGCAAGUUUCUUCUCAUUUCGCGCGUCCCAGGAUGCUUCUCCGGGCUCCCCCCUGGCAAACCUGGUCUCUAGUCUGUCAGACCUGCCAAAACGCCUGGACUCCCGGAAGCGCAUGUCUCCUGAGGAGUUCACAGAAAUAAUGGACCAAAGAGAACAAUUCUUCCACAAGGUGAAUUUCUCACCCCCUGCUGACACCACCAGCCUUUUCCCAGGCACCUGGUACCUGGAGAGAGUGGAUGAGCUGCAUCGCCGAAAGUAUGCCCGCUGUCCGGUCUGAAGGUGGCACCAGAAAAUCCGAGAUAAACCCCAAUUUGAGCCGCUAAUCCAGCAUCAGCUGACUCCCUCCCAGGUGCUCAACUUCAGCUCCAUUUCACCAGCUGUGGCUGCCCCUUGGCAGAUCCCUCUGCUGAGGCCCUGCUCCUGCUCCCUCCGAAAGCUGGUUGGGGGCCCUCAGUCUGGUUGGCAUCCCUGGCAGACAAUAGAUGCCUUUCCUGAGAGCUCUCAAGUAGCGUCUUCCGUGCAAGAGGCUCUGUGUAAGACUGAGACCUGCUGUCAACUCAAAGGCAUAGGAAUAAAAAAUAAAAAAAACAAGGUUCACCGCCUGCCUCAGGUACUCCCAUGAGCUCUGUGUGCAAAGUCAGAGCUGCUCAGUCAGUCCUGCUGUUCCGGUCUAGGCCCAGGCCCUCCAGCGAGGCGAGGACAGACCAGCUCUGAGCUCCCUGCAGAUGCUGUCCUGCCAACCUUUAGCUCAACCACAGCAUGGAGGAGGCCCAAGUGGUGGGUUCGCUCCUGUCUGUGCCAAUCAGAUGCCCUGUGCCAGGCAUUAACCCCAGGCAGCAGCCUCAAAACCGGAAGUAAGCGGGCACAGGGUAGAGACGCAGCAUCCCCUACUAACGGGAAAACCCUCACAAGCUGAAAAACGUACGAUCAGGGAGCGAGUGCUGUUGUCAUGUUUCAUAAAAAUCAUCUUUGUUAAAAAACCAAUAUACUAUCCAACCCAUACUGAG
Messenger RNA from Myotis daubentonii (Daubenton's bat), 2326 nucleotides. RefSeq names its product 3-hydroxy-3-methylglutaryl-CoA synthase 2 (gene HMGCS2). Gene Ontology annotation, biological process: acetyl-CoA metabolic process. Gene Ontology annotation, cellular component: mitochondrion. Bases 70 to 1596 code for a protein of 508 amino acids. The record is from RefSeq and is a predicted model, not a curated record. NCBI's taxonomy places the organism in Eukaryota, Metazoa, Chordata, Mammalia, Chiroptera, Vespertilionidae. The transcript has 10 exons. Gene Ontology annotation, molecular function: hydroxymethylglutaryl-CoA synthase activity.